Molecule: messenger RNA, 2630 nt
Organism: Exophiala xenobiotica
Lineage: Eukaryota; Fungi; Ascomycota; Eurotiomycetes; Chaetothyriales; Herpotrichiellaceae
Product: ABC transporter ATP-binding protein ARB1
Exons: 2
Coding region: 247-2145 (632 amino acids)
Molecular function (GO): ATP hydrolysis activity; ATP binding
Source: RefSeq, a predicted model, not a curated record
CUUGAGAUCCUUGCCCAUUUCUCAACCUGGAAAUUCUUUGGUGUACCGUGGCUUUCGUUGGCCUCGACUGACUGCUCUUCAUCGAUUCUUUGGCCUUCUUCGCCAUCCGUUUGUGGGAGACUAUUAUUGAGUCUUCACUGUUCCCCCUGCCUGCGAUAGACGAUAAGCCUAGUCGACACCGCCCAAGUUUUCUCUACAAUCCAAAUAUACCUUCCUGUCCAUCAAAUCCACUAAACACAAGCCGCCAUGCCUGUCUCUGCUUCCAAGGCCGCUCGUAUGGCCAAGAAGGCCGAAAAGGGCGAAGGCAAGAAGACCGCCGCCUCAAAAUUGUCUUCCAAGAAUGCCUCAACGAACGGCUCCAAAGCCUCCUCAGUCGCUGGCGACGAUGACCCUCCUAUGCUUGACGAGGAUGAGCUCGACGUUCCCGCAACGAACGCCGCCCAGAUGGACAAGGUCAAGAAAUUGACCGAGCAAAUGGACAAGCACGGUCUUUCAGAUCGAGUCACAACCGGUGUUUUGGCCUCACAGGAAGCCAGUCGAGACGUCAAGAUCACUUCAGCCUCUUUGGUCUUCCACGGCAAGGUCCUUGUGCAGGAUUCCACCAUUGAAGUCAACUUUGGUCGACGAUACGGUUUGUUGGGUGAAAACGGCUGCGGCAAAUCCACGCUUCUGAAGGCUAUUGAUAAGCGGGAAUACCCCUUCCCGGAGCACGUCGAUAUCUAUCUACUGAACGAGGGUGCACCGGCCACUGAUAUGGGCGCCCUCGAAUAUGUCGUUACAGAGGCAGAAAAAGAGGUGAAGAGAUUGGAUGAUCUGGCCGAGGAGAUUCUCGAGAAAGAAGGCCCCGAAAGUCCUACAUUGAUGGAGAUCUACGAACGGUCCGAAGCCAUGGACCCCAACACAUUUGAAACCAGGGCUUCACUCAUCCUCACCGGCUUGGGGUUCAACAAGAAGACCAUUCACAAGAAGACGAAAGACAUGUCCGGUGGUUGGCGAAUGCGUGUGGCCCUUGGAAGAGCCCUGUUCGUCAAGCCCUCGUUGCUUCUGCUCGACGAUCCUACUGCCCAUCUCGAUCUCGAAGCUUGCGUGUGGCUCGAAGAAUACCUGAAGAAAUGGGACAAGACUUUGAUUCUGGUUUCCCACUCGAUGGAUUUCUUGAACGGUGUCUGCACCAACAUGAUCGAUAUGAGACACCAGCAGCUCAUCUACUAUGGUGGAAACUACGAUUCCUACAUCAAGACUCGAUCAGAAAAUGAGACCAAUCAGCAAAAGGCAUACCUCAAGCAACAAGAAGAAAUUGCCCAUAUCAAGAAGUUCAUUGCCUCGGCUGGUACAUACGCCAACCUGGUUCGACAAGCCAAAUCACGACAAAAGAUCUUGGACAAGAUGGAGGCUGAUGGUUUCAUCCAACCCGUCGCGCAAGACCGAGUCUUCAGUUUCCGAUUCGCCGAUGUCGAGAAGCUGCCCCCCCCAGUUUUGUCUUUCGACGAUGUCACAUUCAGCUAUUCUGGCAAGAAGGAAGACAACCUCUACGAACACCUCGAUUUGGGUGUUGACAUGGACAGCAGAAUGGCCCUUGUCGGACCCAAUGGCGUUGGUAAAUCCACCUUGCUGCGAAUCAUGACCGGCAAGCUUUCUCCGACUGGCGGUUCCGUCAGCAGACACACUCACUUGAAGCUCGGUCUUUACUCCCAGCAUUCGGCUGAUCAGCUCGACUUGACCAAAUCAGCCCUUGACUUCGUCCGAGACAAGUAUCCAGCCGUCUCGCAAGAUUACCAAUACUGGAGACAACAGCUCGGUCGAUACGGUUUGUCUGGUGAGUCCCAGACCGCUCUGAUGGGCACCUUGUCAGAAGGUCAAAGAUCUCGUGUGGUCUUUGCACUGUUGGCAAUUGAAGGCCCUAACAUGCUCCUGCUUGACGAACCGACCAACGGUCUUGAUAUUCCUACCAUCGACUCUCUAGCCGAUGCCAUCAAGGCUUUCUCUGGGGGUGUGGUUGUGGUUUCGCACGAUUUCCGACUGCUCGACAAGAUUGCCAAGGAUAUCAUGGUGUGUGAGAACAAGACUGUCCGACGAUGGGACGGCUCCAUUGGCGAGUACAAGAACUACCUCCGGAAGAAGAUGGUGUCUAUGGGCCAGGUGUAAAGCUGUCCAUAAUGUCAUUUGCUCUUGUUUGCUUUUGGCAUAUGACUGCCUGGCGAUACAUCUAGACUUGGGCCGGCUGGGAGUCUGAUGUUUUUUCUAAUGAGACGAAAUUGAUGACGCUGCAUUUUCAUUGUGUUUAUUCAAACAAAAAGAUAAACCAUGCGGCACUGCAGGCGUUGGGCAUAGACGGAAUUACUGUGCAGUAUGUGAAUGGACCGAUGAUAAGCCGGGCAUGUCACAUCCUUGAUGAGUCUCCGAUGAGUCUCCGGUUGGUUCUCGACCGGUUUCCCUGCGUCGAAGAGGAUCGAGCAGGGGCUCUCAAAAUGCCCCGGAGAAACCGGGUUAUCGAGGAACAGGCCGACUCGAAUGUCAGCGCAAGAUCAGGACGAGAAACGCUAUGAGACAGUGACAUGCGUCAUGCUUAUGCUCAUGAUAGGUGAAUAGAACAAAUCUCGGAAUGACAAAAUGACUAUGGUCGGUCGCCA